Molecule: messenger RNA, 1796 nt
Organism: Acanthisitta chloris (rifleman)
Lineage: Eukaryota; Metazoa; Chordata; Aves; Passeriformes; Acanthisittidae
Gene: ARMH3
Product: chromosome unknown open reading frame, human C10orf76
Exons: 22
Coding region: 12-1796 (594 amino acids)
Biological process (GO): regulation of Golgi organization
Cellular component (GO): cytosol
Source: RefSeq, a predicted model, not a curated record
GGGUAUACAGCAUGGCCCAAACCGAGAAGAAGGGUGGGCUGCUCCGGAAAUCCUCAGCCUCCAAGAAGUCAUUGAAAGAAAAGGUUGUGUUGAUGUAUGAUGAGAUUUUCACGACAGAGGACCCCAGUAAAUGCAACCCCAGGUUUUGGGAGGAGCUAUUUCUCAUGAAGGUCAACCUGGAGUAUCUAGAAGGCAAGUUGGAGGCCCUGGAUGGAGAAGAGUUAAUGAAGAUCAAAGAGAACAUCAACUGCUUGUUUCAGCACUGCAUCCAGGCACUGGGUGAGGAGCACCCAAUCAGAGUGGUCAAUGCAUUACAGACUUUGUGUGCAUUAAUUCGGGGUGUGCAUCAGAAGAACAAAUCCACUUCUGGGUUUGACAUCAUCAACAUGCUUGUGGGUUUUGAUAAGGCAGAGCUGUGUAUGAAGAAUCUGAUGGAGAGCUUGGACUCGCUCCUCUGUGCAGAAGGUUCUGAAAGCCUCAAAAGUUUGUGUCUGAAGCUGCUUCUCUGCUUGGUGACGGUGACGGAUAACAUUAGCCAGAACACCAUCCUGGAGUAUGUGAUGAUUAACAGCAUAUUUGAAGCUAUUUUACAGAUCCUGUCCAGCCCGCUUAGUCGCAGGGAACAUGGCUAUGAUGCUGUUGUCCUUCUGGCCUUGCUGGUCAACUACAGAAAGUAUGAGUCAGUGAAUCCCUACAUUGUGAAGCUCUCCAUCGUGGAUGAUGAGGCUACACUCAAUGGAAUGGGUCUUGUAAUUGCCCAGGCUUUAUCGGAAUAUAACAGGCAAUACAAAGACAAGGAAGAGGAGCACCAGACUGGCUUUUUCUCAGCCUUAACUAAUAUGGUGGGCAGCAUGUUCAUAGCAGACGCUGAUGAGAAGAUCUCAGUCCAAACGAAUGAAGCAAUCCUCCUGGCCCUCUAUGAAGCUGUUCACUUAAACCGGAAUUUCAUCACAGUUCUGGCACAAAGCCAUCCUGAAAUGGGCCUGAUGACAACACCAACAAGCCCAAUUCCAAUGACACCUGUCACUCCGCUUGGAACCACCCCACCUUCUUCUGAUGUUAUAAGCUCUGCAGAGCUGCCUUUGGAUGCUGAUGUGCAAACCAGCAACUUGCUGAUAACCUUCUUGAAGUACAGCUCGAUUGUGAUGCAGGACACAAAAGAUGAGCACCGGCUGCACAGUGGCAAGCUGUGCCUGAUUAUCCUGACAUGCAUAGCAGAGGAUCAGUAUGCUAACGCUUUUCUUCAUGAUGACAACAUGAAUUUUCGCGUAAACCUACACAGAAUGCCAAUGAGACAUCGGAAGAAAGCAGCAGACAAGAACCUGCCCUGUCGCCCGCUGGUGUGUGCAGUGCUCGAUUUGAUGGUGGAAUUCAUUGUAACACACAUGAUGAAAGAAUUUCCUAUGGAUCUCUAUGUACGGUGCAUUCAGAUUGUGCACAAGCUGCUGUGCUACCAGAAGAAAUGCAGAGUGAGGCUUCAUUACACCUGGAGGGAGCUCUGGUCAGCUUUGAUCAACUUAUUGAAGUUCCUCAUGUCUAAUGAGACUGUGUUGCUGGCCAAGCACAACAUCUUCACCCUUGCUCUUAUGGUUGUGAACCUGUUCAACAUGUUCAUCACUUAUGGAGACACCUUUCUCCCCACUCCCAGCAGCUAUGAUGAGCUGUAUUAUGAAAUUAUUCGAAUGCAUCAGAACUUUGACAACCUUUAUUCUAUGGUUCUGAGGCUGUCUACCAAUGCUGGUCAGUGGAAAGAACCUGCAAGCAAGGUGACCCAUGCAUUAGUCAAUAUUAGGUAA